AGCGCAGUGAAGCAUAGCUUCAAGAACGCGUCGUGUUUAAUGCAAAGAACGCGGCAGAAGAGAUGAGUACAAGAAACAAGUGUCUUCUCUCUCCUCGUCGUGGGUAUUUUCUAUAUUGUCAUGUCAAAACUUGCUAGAUUCUCAUCUGCUCCAUUUUUACACUUGUCUUUCUCUUCUCUUCAAUCUUCGAUCUUUAUCUUCUUUCUCUUAUUUUUUUGUCUGCCCCUGCCUCUUUAUUGGCCACUCUGAUCUUUCCUUCCAUUUCUAUUUCUGUUUUGAUCUCUUAUAUAAUAAAUAUAUUAUUCCUCUAUACAAACAGCAAUGGCUGGCAAGGAAAUCCUACACAAGAUGAAGGAAAAAGUUGGAUUAGGUUCAUCUGCAGACUCUGGAAAGGGCAAGAGUAAGAUAUCAAAGAAUGUAACACAUGGAUAUCACUUAGUGAAGGGAAAAUCACAUCAUGCUAUGGAAGAUUAUAUCGUUGCACAUUUUAAGCAAGUCGAUGACAAUGAACUUGGUUUGUUUGCAAUAUUUGAUGGUCAUCUGAGCCAUAUUAUUCCAGAUUAUUUGCGGUCAAAUUUGUUUGACAACAUCUUAAAAGAGCCAGACUUCUGGACAGAACCAAAAAAUGCUAUGAGGAGAGCAUAUCGUAUAACUGAUACUAUGAUUUUAGAGCAAGCAGCCGAUUUGGGUAAAGGAGGUUCUACUGCUGUCACAGCAAUACUGAUCAACUGUCAUACACUGGUAGUAGCCAAUGUUGGUGAUUCUCGAGCUGUUAUCUGCAAGAAUGGUGUGGCCAAACAACUGACAGUUGAUCAUGAGCCAAGUGCAGAAAGGGAGGAAAUUGAGAACAGAGGUGGUUUUGUAUCAAAUUUCCCAGGAGAUGUUCCACGAGUUGAUGGGCAAUUGGCAGUGGCAAGGGCAUUUGGUGAUAAGAGCUUGAAAGAACAUCUCAGCUCAGAACCAGAUUUUGCAAAGGAACUGAUUGAUGAUGAUACUGAUUUUAUCAUCUUAGCUAGUGAUGGGUUGUGGAAGGUGAUGACAAACCAGGAAGCGGCAGAUGCUAUCAAGAACAUAAAAGAUGCUCGUUCUGCAGCAAAGCACCUAACUGAAGAGGCACUUAAUAGGAAGAGCACGGAUGACAUUUCCUGCAUAGUUGUAAAAUUUAACUGAUCUAUGGAUUCCUUUUGCAAUCUUGUUUGAUAAGAAAACUCUGAGAGACGUGUAAUUACUUCAGGUAUACUAAUAAAUAUCAUGCAUAUUUUGUGCUACAUUUAGUAGUAGGUCCUACCCUGUGUUGCAAGACGAUCCCCCCUAUGUACUUGGACGUGUAUAUAUAGGGCUGUGUAAAUGUAUUGAUUAGCACCAUCCCUUUGAUGCCAAUGUAACGAUGGCUGUGAAAUAGAAAAAACUCUUAUGAAAAUACUUGAGGCAAAGCCAUCUGGGCAAGAGAGGUGGUUUGGAUGGGGUAAGUUGAAACAUUGAAGCAAGUGUGGAACAUGCAGCUGCUGUUUGCUGCAACUUUCUUUUUCCUUCUUUUAAAUUAUUAUUAUCAUUAUUAUUUCAAACAGUAAAGUUCAUAGCAUUCCAAAUUUCACAAUGUAAUAAGAUAACUUUAUCAA
This is a messenger RNA of Jatropha curcas, 1619 nucleotides long. Its product is annotated as Protein phosphatase 2C family protein. NCBI's taxonomy places the organism in Eukaryota, Viridiplantae, Streptophyta, Magnoliopsida, Malpighiales, Euphorbiaceae. The record is from RefSeq and is a predicted model, not a curated record. Gene Ontology annotation, molecular function: protein serine/threonine phosphatase activity. Gene Ontology annotation, biological process: protein dephosphorylation.